Molecule: messenger RNA, 738 nt
Organism: Aureococcus anophagefferens
Lineage: Eukaryota; Pelagophyceae; Pelagomonadales; Pelagomonadaceae
Exons: 1
Biological process (GO): microtubule depolymerization
Cellular component (GO): katanin complex
Molecular function (GO): protein binding
Source: RefSeq, a predicted model, not a curated record
AUGGGCGCGGCGAAGCUCCACGAGUGGGUCGCGUCGCCGGCCGUCGUCACCUGCGUCGCUUUGGGCCCGCGGAGCCACCAGGUGCUCGCCUCCGGCGGCGAGGACAAGCGCGCCAACGUCUGGCGCCUGCGGCCCGGCGACCCGGGCGCGCAGAACGUCUGGAGCCUGGGCGGCAACUCGUCGCCGAUCAGCUGCCUGUGCUUCGACGACGCGGAGAACACGCUCGUGAGCGGCGCGCAGGGCGGCAGCGUCCGGCUCUACGACUUGACCGAGGGCCGGUGCGCGCGCGCGCUCAACGGCCACCGCAACGAGGUGCUCUGCUGCCACACGCACCCCUUCGGCGACUUCCUCGCGUCCGGCGGCGCCGACGAGGCCGUGCGCGUCUGGGACGCGCGGAAGAAGUCCUGCAUCCAGACGUACAAGGGCCACGGCGGCGAGGUCGACUCGCUCAAGUUCUCGCCCGACGGCCGCUGGAUCGCGUCGGCGAGCCGGCGCGACGGGCUCGUCCGGCUCUGGGACCUGACGGCGGGGAAGCUGCUGCGCUCCUUCGCCGCGAAUGAGAAGUCGGGCACCUGCCGCGCGACGAGGCUCGAGUUCUCGCCCUUCGAGUUCGUGCUGGCCGCCGCGUGCUCCGACCGGCGCGCGCGCCUCUUCGACCUGGAGACCUGGAGCGAGCUCGCCUGCACGCCGCCGGAGACCGCCAACGCCAAAGCGCUCUGCUUCUCCCGGUCGGGCAAG